This is a messenger RNA of Mesorhabditis belari, 225 nucleotides long. The record is from the annotation of a GenBank genome assembly. Lineage: Eukaryota; Metazoa; Nematoda; Chromadorea; Rhabditida; Rhabditidae.
AUGAUCACGUUUUCCAAGCCUGCGACCACGCAAAAGAUCAUCAUGUAUGAUGGACAACCUUUCCCAGGAACCGAUCAAAAGAUUAUCUAUUGCAUUUAUCUUUUGCUAAAACCGCGUAGGAUUUUGGUGGAAACAAUCAUGAAGGAUUUGACAGCCGCGGAGGAGAUCGAGACCGACACCGACAAGGUGGUCGCGUUGGAGGAAGAGCUAACCUCGAAAUUCGCC